Pseudocercospora fijiensis CIRAD86 is the source of this 954-nucleotide messenger RNA. RefSeq lists its product as uncharacterized. Gene Ontology annotation, biological process: poly(A)+ mRNA export from nucleus. The coding region runs from base 1 to 801 and encodes 266 amino acids. NCBI's taxonomy places the organism in Eukaryota, Fungi, Ascomycota, Dothideomycetes, Mycosphaerellales, Mycosphaerellaceae. The record is from RefSeq and is a predicted model, not a curated record. Gene Ontology annotation, cellular component: nucleus. The transcript has a single exon.
AUGGCCGACUACGCCAAGAAGAAGAACGACGAGCUGGCAGCGCUCUGCAAAGAGCGCGGUCUUGCGCACACGGGCAAGAAGGCCGACCUGGUUAAACGCCUGGAAGACUACGAUGCGAAACAGGCUGCGACUGCGACUGCGACCCCGACUGCGCCAGCUGCUGCCGCCAAGCCCGCUGCAAACGAGGACGAGAUCGACUGGGACGACGAGCCUGCAACAGAGUCGUCCGCGAAGGCGGCAACGACUGAACCUGCUGCCAAUGCCAUUGCCGCCGGCGGUCAAGGCCAAAUCAGCAAUCCUCAGGCAGUGCCGAAUCAAGAAGCUUCAAUCGAUCCGGCGCAGACGCAUGACUUGAAAGUGGCAGCAGCGCCCGCUGAUGCAUCAACCACACAGACAAAGAAGGAGGACAAUUCCAAGUACUCUGCCAACUUGGCAGAGCGGACGCUGCAAGAGGAGAUCGAGAAGCGUAAAGCACGCGCACGGCGGUUCGGUAUGCCUGAGGACAGUGAUGAGAUCAAGGCGUUGGAGCGCAAGCUGCGCUUCGGUGACACUGACCUUCCUGGCGAUCUGAAUCGAGCCCUCCAGGAGAAGAAGCGCGAUAAGCGAGGCAGGGCCGCCGCAGUAGAGGCAGAUGAUGGCGGUAUUCGGAAGCGAAGCCGCGGCAGGCCUGGACCGACAAAGAAGGGCAGCGUCGAGAAACCGAAGUCGGAGAAGAAAGCGAACGGAGGCUUUCCAGACUGGAUGAGCGAAGCAGACCGUCAGAAGGCCGAGGCGAGGAAAGCCAAAUUUGCUGCUGCUUGAAAGGACCAAACGUGCGAGCCGCCUUCGAGUAAUGGACAAGAAUGAUUGAUCAGAAUGCAACUCACGAAGCUUUGACCACUGUCUACGCAGCUGUGCUGCUCUAGGCCCGUCUAUUCACAAUCUAACACGCUACCAUGCGUCUAUUUCCACCGC